AUGCCCGGCCACCUACAAGACCCGAGCAGUCAAUGGGACGGACGAUACUUUGACCCGCACCAGUCGACGGAGCGAUGGGCCGAACUGCAAGGUCCAUGGGUGCCGUUUGGCCCGUUUGACCAGGCCAUCGACUAUUUCCAAGACGGCAGCUUUUGGAUCAUCCGCGCUCCUGGACAUAUGCCCGGCAACUUGUGUGCAGCUGCGCGCGUCCAUGGCGGUCACUGGAUCGUGCUGGGCAGCGACUGUUGUCAUUCGAGGGAAAUCUACAAGGGAAUACACGACUUUGGCUAUUUUGCCUUACCUGAUGGGCGCGCAGCUUGCCUCCAUGCCGACGUACAGGCCGCCCGGGACACCAUCGAGCGCAUCACCAUCAUGGAAACCGUGCAUGGAGCACACAUCGCCUUCGCCCAUGACGCCAGUUGGAUGGUGGCCGCCGAAGAUCCUGUGCUCAUGUCGCUCCUGGGAGAACGUCUGCAGGCGGCAGCGCGCGAAAGAAUUCCUUUCGGGGAGGUGGCAUAA
Molecule: messenger RNA, 519 nt
Organism: Capronia epimyces CBS 606.96
Lineage: Eukaryota; Fungi; Ascomycota; Eurotiomycetes; Chaetothyriales; Herpotrichiellaceae
Exons: 2
Coding region: 1-519 (172 amino acids)
Source: RefSeq, a predicted model, not a curated record